Loa loa (African eye worm) is the source of this 363-nucleotide messenger RNA. RefSeq lists its product as hypothetical. The annotation marks the transcript as partial. Lineage: Eukaryota; Metazoa; Nematoda; Chromadorea; Rhabditida; Onchocercidae. The transcript has a single exon. The record is from RefSeq and is a predicted model, not a curated record.
GAGCGAAGAGUAUUUCUUAGAAAACUUCAAUAUCCGCGGGAAAGUAGAUUUAAUAUGCGCGGGAAAGUGGAUCACAACAGUUGUUUUUCAGAUGUGAAAAAGCAUAAGUGUCCACACGUCAACUGUAGUGUGACUAUACGGGGCAAAACCAAACAUUUCGAACAUCUCCAAAAACACAAUGAAUCAUCCCGUCAUCAUUGCAAGCAGCUCGGUAGUGGUGAAGAAUUCCGUAAUCAUUCAUCAGAAUAUUCUCCCUACAAGGAAAUGCAUCAACCUAAAUUUAAAUGCAAAAAGUGUGAUUUUUCCUCCAACUACAGCCAUUCACUGGCUAGACACAAGGAACGUUACUGCAAAGCUUCUCGU